Molecule: messenger RNA, 2319 nt
Organism: Frankliniella occidentalis (western flower thrips)
Lineage: Eukaryota; Metazoa; Arthropoda; Insecta; Thysanoptera; Thripidae
Product: chloride intracellular channel exl-1-like
Exons: 4
Coding region: 350-1177 (275 amino acids)
Biological process (GO): chloride transport
Cellular component (GO): cytoplasm; apical plasma membrane
Molecular function (GO): chloride channel activity
Source: RefSeq, a predicted model, not a curated record
UCCGUUUUAUUUCUAUUCAAUGUUCAUAUUUUGAUGCGCUACUUCAUCAAUACGGUACUUUAAGGACGAACAAAGAGGACAUUUUCUCCGAGUUGUCGUCUGUCGGCGCCAUCUCGGGACGGGAUAGGCUAUGCCCUAUUUUUAGCCUAGUUCGGCAAGCGGUAUUCGAUUUCCCGUUACAUCUAUUGGGCAAAUGUCAGAUUUUCUGUCUAUUCGUGCAUCAAAAUUCGACGCUGAUUUUAAACCAGUCAAGAUAGUUGAUUUACUCGCUGAGAGGACUGUUCCUGGACACUUCAAACCAUUUUCAAACUUUUGAAACAUCUAUAUCAUAGUGAUUAGCUACUAGUGAAUGAUGAAUGUUGAAUCAGAAGAUGAAAUUGUACUCUUCGUUAAACUGGGCUAUGAUGGCCACAGUUUGGGUGCAUGUCACCAGAGUCAACGAGUAAACAUGCUUUCACGUUUAAAGGCAACGGCACAAGUGAUGCCCUCCCCUCGAGUUGUACCCGUCAACACGGCCAAACCCCCUAAAGAAUUUUCUGACUUGGACUUGAGACUACGGCUUCCUGUCCUCCACAUUAUUCUUGCCACUGAGACAGAUGGACUGGAACCACUGGACUCUUCUGAUGAUAUUGUUGUAGCCCUAGAAUCAAAAUACCCAGGAGGGUUGUGUGCAUGUAGUAGCCAAUGUGAAGCGGAAGCAGAUCAAGCUUCAAGAGACUUUUUCUCUAAGUUUUGCUUUCUUGUUCGUGGGGUAGCUAAAGAAAGUUCACACUUAGAAUCUGAACUUCAAACCCUUGACAAGUUUCUUCAAGAUUCAAGUGGAGAACGCGGCGAAGGAGGCUUUCUUUGUGGAUCAAGUCCUUCAUUGCUUGAUUGUGAAAUACUCCCUAAAUUACAUCAAGUUCGUGUAGCUGCACAAGCCUUGAAGGGAUAUUCUAUACCUGCACACUUCUCAGCACUGUGGCGCUACCUUUAUGCAGCAUACAGUUGUCCUGCAUUUACUGAAUCAUGUCCUCCUGAUCAUGAAAUAAUUUUGCACUGGCUAGAGCAUUGCGGUACUCCUGAAGCAAUGAAGCAAAGUCGCAAAUUACUGUCACAGAUUGGAAGUGAACGUCAUCAGCCAUCUUACUCUUUUAGUAUUCCUGCCAAGGCAACUCCUGUUGUUAUUGAUGACUAAGUUUUUAUGGUUGUGAGCAAUCAUCAAAGAAGUCUGGCCUGUAAACAUUCUAGCCAAAGAUCUACUGAAACUUAAUUAUUGUCCAUGCUUUAACUGAAUCAGCUGUGAUCAUGAAUCAGAAGAUUUGAUAUUUUAUGAUUGCAUUAAUUUAUUACACUAAUAACUGCAUGUCCAGGCAAUCCUAGUCUAUUUUUGUGUUUCUGUCCAAAGCUUAGUUUUUUAGAAGACUUUUUAACACUUAGAUAGCUUAUAACAUUUCUAUUUUUGGAGUUCUUUUACCAUAAUUGUUGACCUUGUACUAAUUUUUUUUGAAAGUUUAUCUUUUAAACCCCUUAUCUAGGACUGUAAGUGUUAUGCAGAUCUCUUAAACAGAGUUAAAUCUGUAGUUGCAAAGUUUAUCAUAAUUUUGAGAUUCUCAAAUAAAAUAUUUAGCAUCCUACCCACCAAAAUAUUGCCCUUGCUCUGACCAUAUAGUUUUAUCAACAGUAUUUUAUUUUGUUAUCUCAUUUUGCCAUCAACACAAUGUUAUGUAGCAUAAUUUUAACAUAAUUGACUGCUCUCUUCAUUUGCUGCUAGUUACUUUGUAAGCUUUAAAUCUCUUACCCCCAGGAAAUGUUUGUUUUCCUAGAAUAACCAUGACAGUAUUUAUUUGCAAAAUAUUGUAAGACCCAGGAAAUAUGUUCUAUUUCUAGUCAGAUUGCUUUGUUCAAUUAAUUCAAGUGAUCUAUCUCACUAUCAUGUAUCUCUUAUCUGUUCUCUCUGAGAUGUGAAUCACUAACAUGAUCUUCAGCUUUUCAAAUAUUUUAUGUGUUAUUAACCCACCGCUUUAUUUUCUUUUGUGUGUUUGUCAUUGUUUUUUUAUCUCUAUUUAUUUUUGAUGUGUUGAGCAUUGUACUUGUAACCCAGUGCUAUGAUAUAGUUUUUGAGCAUAAUCUUUUGUUGAUUUGCACUUGCCAAUUUUGACUGUAAAAUUGAGUUGAAUAUUAUGGUGUUUGGUAUUGAAUGUUUGUCUCCAGAAAUGCAUUUUCUGGGCCAUAGUUCCCCACCUGUGCAGUUAUAUCUUGUAUCUCAUUUGUAUUAUCAUGUUUCCCACCAUAUAUGUGUCUUAUUGAUUGUGCAAUAAAUUUUUAUCUGUAUCAAAA